CUAUUGUCCGCUUCCUCCUCGCGCGAUGAGCGUGCGCUGACCACGCUGGACUAGCGCUCCUCCUCGCCCCGCCUCAGUCCAACGCUGCUCCCGCCGGCGCUCCGCCUCCUCCGCCCUCUUCCUCCUCGCCGGAACCGAUUUCGUCCCCUUCCGGCGUCGCCGGCGGCUUUUCCCGCCGGUGCUCCUCCUCCGCCCUAUUCCUCCUCACAUUCCCCGUUCGCGCCGCCGGAGGGUCGUCCCCUUCCACCGACACCGCCGUACUCCACCGAUGCCCUCGCCGGAAUCGAUUUCUUCCCUUUCCGCCGUCGCCGCAAUCCACUUCAUAGGUUCAUCUUGCGCUGAUUGGUUCCCGUCAGAUUUGAGUAGGAACUAAAGGAACCAACACUGUUCCCCCUGAACCCUAAGUUGAUCCUGUGCAGCCCCUAUCAAUGGAUUUGCAGCCGUGGUGCGAAGGCAUCGUAUCCCCUCAUGGCGUUGCAAUCCCAGUAGGAGCUUGCCAUCGGCCACAUCUGGCGUUUCACAAUCCUGCUACCGCUGAUUUUCAGAUGAUUUCACGAGCGUGUAGACAACAGCAAUUAUCAAACAAGGUUCAUCCCUAAAUCAGGUUAGUAAUCCCAAGCACCCUUUACUACCCCUUUCUUGCAAUUCAGGUCAACCAUCUCUUCUCUGCAUCCUAAUUCAAUGGACCACACAGGGAGCUUCUUUGGUAUACGCAGGGAGCAUCAGUACUGUCUAAUAUUGCACCAAUGUUAUCAUUGAAGCAAAACCAGUUUUAUUGUGUUUCAGUGCUGCAAUCGAUCUAAAGCAAUACCUUGAAGUACAUUUUGUAUAUUGUCUAAUGCCUCUCCCUGGACAUAAAGGGAUGAACUUCGUAAACUAUUUGCAGGGACAAGAUGAGCAAGCAGCUAACCAUUUCAUUAAAAUUGAGGUCUUUGUUGUUUGCAUGGAUAUGAACUGAAGAAUUGAGAUCUUUGUUGUUUGCAUGGAUAUGAAUUGAAGAAGGAUAAUAUUAUACUCUUGGAGUUCCCAAAAGGACAGUGCAAUGGCCGAUGAAGGCAUUCUUUGAUGCUCUGUCUACUAAGUUAAACUAAGGUGUAGUAUCCUGGUUAGUCUCCCUGUUCUUCGCUUUGCUAAAUGAAGUAUUAUAUAUUAAAACUUUAUUGGAGCAGUUUGUUGCCAACAAAUUCUAGGUAUGCAUAAAUAUUUAUCCGAUAUGUGUUUAGUACUUUAUCGCCCCUCUGCAACUUUGUGACUUCUAAUUUUAGCAUGAUUUUCUUUCAAAAUGUAUAUCAUAUGAAUAUUUACUUAUUUAUCUAUUUCUUCUUUUAAAAUAUUGCGGGGAGAUAUUAGAGUGUCUAAUGGACAUCUUAUUUCUCGAUGAUACAUUUAGUGAUGGAAUUGCAGUUGCGGAUACUACAAGUGCUGCAGCUGAUGUACAUGAGUACAAAAAGACCAGAAUGUGUUAAGAUAACGACUGCACUGCGACUAAAGAUGUCAAUUCAAAUUAUUCCUGACCUGAAUGAAUUAUCUGGAAUUAGGUCCACAGUCUUGGAGCACCAGUAUCUUCGAUCUUUCACUGGAGGUUUGCUUUUUCACGUGUAAUUAAAAUGUUGCACUGCAUCUUACAAAAUUAUCACUCUAGGAAGCUUACUUUUUGUAUGUCAGAAUUUGUUUGAUCGUUUUCUCCAAGAAGCUUACUAUUUGUAUGUUCUCAGCCAAUUUUUGCAUUUACUGUCUGGUUAGACAAUUACCCGUUGCAGAGCAGGUGUCCAUAAUGGAGAGGUUAUUAUAUUUUUCCUUUUGCACAAUUCUGUUUCCAAAGUAUUUAAAUUGUGCCUGUACAAUUUGUUCACAGGCAAGUUCACACUUUUUUAAUUUAGUUCAGAUCUUAGUUUCCAUCUGAAUAUAUGGUGCACCAUAGCCGUGGAAAACGGUAUAUACAGCUCUAUAGCAAGAAUUUGUUGGAUUCAUGCUAUUGAUACUUGGCUCGGUCAAUUUAUUUUACAUGUGCAAGGGAGAUCAGGUGCAUAUGCAGUGAGAAGAGUCAACAGAAAGGAAUGAGGAGUAAUGAGGCUUGAAGGAAUAAUAAUAUGCAAGGUGACUCCUUUAUAUUAGUUUAACAAACAGAGUGAAAUUGAUUCAUGCAUAUUAGUUUAAUAAACAAAGUGAAUAACUGAAGCGAAGUAAAUGAUCACGCUUUGGAUUUAAAUCCCCAAUUGAUACUGUUUUGUUUGGGGAAAACAUUUUUUCCUGUCAACUUUGCUAAAUGCUUUUCCUUAUGGUUUUCACACAAUGCGUGAACUAUUUUUUAGCACUGGAAUAAUGUGAACUCUGUUUUCAUACCAGAUGAUAUUUUACUUCUCCAGUUCACUUUGUGCACUCUCAGUAUUUGUAUUGAAUUAUGUCUUCCUUAUUAGCUAUAAAUGUAGCAAUCUGGAAGAAACUACUAAGUAUUUUGGAAUGCCAAAGUAUGUCUAAUGUCUUAUUGAGUAGAUUUUUUGCUAAUAAAGAAUCAUUUUUUGUGACCUGGUUUAAGUUAUAUAUAGCUUUCGUCAAGAAUAUAAAUUUUAUAAUCAAAUCUCCAGUUGCCACCUUAUCUUGAAUAAGUUUAGUUACCAUCAUCCUUAGGAAUCCUAAUUUUUUUUAUCAAAUUUCAUAGCUUCUAAUGUAGAUGACUUAAAUUUAAUCUCCAUCCCCGAUAUAGACAACAUGAAGGCUCAUAACUAAACUAUGGAAAUUAACUGUAGAUUAUGAAGGAAGUUUUUGAGGUGCCGGAUCAAACUAAUCAUGAAAAUAUUCAUUAUAUUUCUGGUAUUUGAAGUUGGUUUAUGCAAUAAACUGGUUGGAUCGGUACUCUUGACAGAAGUGAUAUUGGGAGUCCUAUUGUCCAAUUGGUAGCGUCCACUAACAAUAGUAGUGAUCGAGAGGCAAGUUGUCGUCCAUCACUAGAGAUUAAGGAGAAGAAGCUCUAUUAUUUGAAGUCAGUGACACUGAACGCUGUGAAAACUAUAAUUUGGUGGACCAAAUCUGUUUUGGAGCAAGGUAAGCCUCCUUUGGGACAGAAUGGCAGGCAUACACUCCUUAAAGGAUAAAUGGAGCUUGUGAGAACUAUGGACACUAAAUGGAGUUUUGGUUGCUCAUGUAGUAUUGUUCUAGGAUUUUUCAUGUUCAUAAAAAAUGGUUGAAAACAAGGAUCAUACGAAUUAAGAGAUGACCAUUUAAGAGUUUUUGUUUCUUAUUGUUAGAUCCUUAGCAGUUAGCACUUGCUUAUUUGUAAUACUAUGGAGUUACAAUAUUAUUUAUACAAAGUUGAUUAAUUGGGUUGUUCAAGAUUCAAUAAAACAUUUUAAACAUUUUAAAACAUUGUGUGCAACUAGACAUAAAACAUUGAUUAACUGUGUGCAACUAGACAUAAAACAUUUUAAACAUUCUACACAUCAAUGUAGGUAGAUGGUUCAAUCAAAUAUUGAUCAUAAGUGCAUUGCACGUGCACGAUCACUAGUACUAAUAUAAAAAGAAGCAGUUGUCCCCCUCCAAUCCUACAGGCCAAAUCACUCGAAUCGAUCUCUACCGUCCAUCUGCGCGCUUGAUUUCACCACCGCAUGAUCCAUCCAUCCACGCCACGCCGAAUACUUCACUCCUCCUCCACUCGCGAAGACAUCGCUCCACACGCGAAGACUUCGCUUCUCUUCCUCCUCGCUAGCUCCUCCUCCUCCCCGGAUGUUCUGCCGCUGCGCCGCCGCAUCCUCGCUGGAUAUCCUCCCCGCAUGGACUGCCGCCGCCGGAGCCUCUGAUUCUUCCCCGUGUGGACUGCCGCCGCAUCCCCACCGCCAGAGCCGCUGCUUCUUCCCUGCAGCCGGAGCCGCCGCGGCCGGUUCUGACCUCGGCCCCAUCCGCCGGCACCGGCGCUGAGGUCCACCGCCGCGACCGGAGCCGACCUCGGCCCCAUCCCCCGCGUGAUGACUACACGACGCUCCAGCGUGCUCCACUGACUCCAGCGUGCUCCGCGCCUCCCCGCCGCUGACACACUCCAUCGUGGCCUGCCCCCAACGGAGCUGACUCCGCCGCGCGCUCCUCGCUCCGCUCCUCCCUACCGCCGCCACACACCACCGCGCCCUGCCCUCGCCGGCGCCGUGGAUCUGUAUGUCAUGAAGCCUGUCUCCGCUGCCGCACACAGUCGACUCCCCCGUGAAUAUGCCUUUCGGCUCGUAUCACCAUCCCGUCACGGCCCUGUGGUCCUGCCUUCCAACGGCACUCUGCCGCGCCUCCAGUGGUGCCGCCGUUGUAAGGUUCAUAGUCUGCCCACACCACGCACUCGGUUCUCACGGACGUGUGCCAUCCUCUCUUUUGCAGGUGAGAGUGCAGAGUGUAGAGUGCUUCAGCUGAAAGUGAGUCUUCCGAUUCCCUUCUUCAGCCCAAUAGUCCUCUAUGUGGAUUAUCUGAAUCUGAAUGUACAUCAUUUUCUUUCACUAUGGCUUGAUUUACACUAUUCGAUCUAGCUAUCAGUUCAAGUGGAUACAAUCCUAUUGUUAUCCUUUCACCACAAUCAGUAGUUUUCUGAGAAGUUAAUUUCUUUGCAUACACUGAUGAACUCUGUAGUAGAUUCUAUGCAGGCUCUUUCUUGCUCAAUUAAUUAUUGCUCACUCUAUAGCAGAUCAACUCUGGAUUUAGACUUCUUUGGCCAAGCACUAUGGCUAAAAUGGCAUGCCAAGCUUGGAAUAGAAAGGUCAAGCAAUUUUUCCAACCACGGUGCAGCACGUGGCAAUGGCACUAACACUAAUUUCUAUCAUAUGUAGGCAGAUCCAAGUUGAUGCUGGCACAGGCUUUGGUGAAUCACUGAUGGGUGAGAGACCUGUAGAGUUCCUUGUCCAACAGAGCAAUGGUUGAGUUCUUUCAGUUGUGGGAUGAAAUUCAGAUGGUGUAGCUUCAACCAGGAAUAGCCACGACUCCAUUCGGUGGUAGCUAACAGGUGGGAGCUAUUUGACUUGUGUGGCUAGAAGUAUUCGAGUCAAUCAUCUGCUUGCCUCGGCCUACUUCAAUAGACAACGGAGGAUGCUCUACAUCAUAAUCGUAUGCAAAGACAGCAGUUAAUUGCAUUGUAUCACACGUUCAUUACAAGAUACUCAAAGCAAAAAACGGCAAUAUGUUGGUUAGCUGCUUGCACUUGCAAUGAGUAAGAGCAUAGAGGUUCUGGACUUACAAUCUGAGGUUACAAAAAAUGCAUGAAAAACGUGUAGGCUGUCGAAGCAAAUCCAUCAGGAGGACACCAUGGCAUCUGAUGUUGUCUACUAUGCAUUAAAGAGAUUACUGGUUGUUUCUAUUCCUUCUUUUUGGUUGAAAUAAUUUACGUUAAUAUAAUGUUUUCAUAGAAGUGAGCCAAUCUUGAUUUGUUUGGUUAACACGGGUUAUGUGUUGAACGUGUGAUCCAAUAGUAUGGCUUUGUUACGUUCUCUUAUCAGCUAAUUGUAAGUCCUUAGCAGCUGGAAUGCUGGAUCAUGACUAACAAGUGAAAAGGAUCAGUGAUAGUUUUAUGCUGGUGCAGACAUGCAAUGCCAAAUAAAACAUGGAUAAUUCCUUCUUGUUUGUGCAUAAUUAAUUGUUUGUGCAGGCUUCUUAGCACUCAGUAAUUUAUCUUUUCGAAGUUUCUAUAGUUGUGGCUCAUAUACAAGGGAUAAUUUUGUUGCUCAGUCUCACAAGGACAGCUCACUACCUAUCCAUCUAAAAUCUGAUUACACAUUUGCCCAUUAAAUUCUACUAUGCACAACAAGAAGCCACGAAUUCUACUAUGCACAACAAGAAGCCACGACUGUGCUCUUAAUUCAAAUCUGAAUUUGUUAGGACAUAUUAUUGACGUAUAACCACAUAAAUAAAUCCAAAGUAUAUAUAAUAUUUUUGUUUCCCCAUUUCAAGGUCUAUAUGAUCUUACUUAUUUGGUUUUGGUCCGCAUACUGGUAGUAUGCCUGAGAGUGGUUAUAUUGAUGACUGUUAAGAGAAUGACAAGUCAAUAUCUUGCUUUGAUACCUUUUUUUUUGCAUUUUUGAUUUAGCUAAAAAUAACUAUGUACUGAUAAUGGUUAUUUUUAUUGUUACAAAUUCCAAUUACAUGAGGAUAUGUUUUAUAAAUUUUGGGUAAAUAGGUUGUGCUUCAGAAGGUGUAGUUUCUAAAAUUUUUAGUGCAAUUAUGUACUCGGGCGAUAUAUUUUGUCAAAAAACGUGCAUUGCACGUGAGUAUUAGUAGUGUGUUACUGUGUUACAGUCCAUUGCAUAGACCAUUGGGCACACACACGCUGAUAAGCACAAGAUCCAAAAGCAAGUAACCGCCCAUGGUAUACUAUGCAUGUACGAGGCCGACAAAAGGGAAAGCAAGCCGGUGAUGCGCGUGAACACUGCGGCAUAGCGACAAGGCCACCUGUCCGCCAUGGCAUUCAUGAUUCAUGGCCGUCCCUCCCCCUGCGAGAUUCCCCCACUCACUUGCUCACACACCAAAGAAGCUACUGGGGCAGCCCAUUCACUGCACCAGUGUAGUAGCAGUGCUGCAGUUGCUUUGAACACUCAUCUCCUCACCGUGUUUGUUAGAGCUCAAAAGGAUCAAGAGAAGAUGAGGGUUCCUCCUCUUCGUGCCACCACGGCUCUCCUGGCCACCCUCCUGGUCGCCGCCUCGUUCCAGGAUCUCACCGUCGCUGCAGACGGCGGCGGCGGCGUGGUUCCGGUCCCGGAUAGCGUGUGCGACGCCAAGUGCCAGAAGCGGUGCUCGCUGAAGGUGGCCGGGCGGUGCAUGGGGCUGUGCAAGAUGUGCUGCCACGACUGCGGCGGCUGCGUGCCGUCGGGGCCGUACGCCAGCAAGGACGAGUGCCCCUGCUACCGCGACAUGGUCUCCCCCAAGAGCCGACGGCCCAAGUGCCCGUGAGCAACGAGAGAUGGCUGGCACUGUGACGAUGUGUAGCCGAUCCGUGGUAGUAGUGUGAUUGAUAGCGUUGGGAUCGAUCUCGGUUCUUUGAGAAGUGUUAGUGCUUAGUGGAAUAAAACAAGAAUGUCUGUCUAAGAUAUGUCUUGUGCUUUGUCCAGAGUAUGCUCUGAUAUCGCUCUGAUAUCUAGGCCGAGUUUAGUUCCAAAUUUUUUCUUCAAACUUUCAACUUUUUUAUCACAUCAAAACUUUCCUACAACACAAAUUUCUAAUUUUUCCAUUAUAUCGUUCCAAUUUCAACCAAAUUUCCAAUUUUAGCGUGAACUAAACACACAAGUUACUUUUGAUUAUUUUUUUUAAGCAACAGAAUUGAGAAUGAGGGUGUGUUUAGUUCACGCUAAAAUUGAAAGUUUUAUUGAGAUUGGAACGAUGUAACGGAAAAGUUAGAAGUUUAUGUAUAUAGAAAAUUAAAGUUCUGAUGUGAUGGAAAACUUGGAGGUUUAAAGAAAAAGUUGGGAACUAAACCAGACCUGGAUCAUCUGGCUCGAGCAGGGGCGGAGCUAGUAUAUAUUAGGGGGGUGCCCAGAAACCUGGUCAAGAAAAUUUUUUAGCUA
Oryza sativa Japonica Group (Japanese rice) is the source of this 7517-nucleotide messenger RNA. The record is from RefSeq and is a predicted model, not a curated record. NCBI's taxonomy places the organism in Eukaryota, Viridiplantae, Streptophyta, Magnoliopsida, Poales, Poaceae.